Molecule: messenger RNA, 1191 nt
Organism: Caenorhabditis remanei
Lineage: Eukaryota; Metazoa; Nematoda; Chromadorea; Rhabditida; Rhabditidae
Exons: 8
Coding region: 1-1191 (396 amino acids)
Source: RefSeq, a predicted model, not a curated record
AUGAGACUGAUUACCCUUCUUUUGACUUUAAAAUUGUCUCAGUUUCAUCUUGGUGGUGUUGUAUCCGUAGCAGCGAGAGGAUGUGCAAUGAACCAGAGAGAAAUUAUAGAACGCAGAAUAGCUAGAGCUGGAGGUGGAUUGUUCGGAGAUGCGGCGGGAUACGAAACGAGAGGCAUUAGUAAAUUUGGUCUUCGAUAUUAUUAUGGUGAACGCGGAUGGAAAGUCGGCAGUUCAUCAUCAGACAGUUUUAAUACUGACUCAUUCCGCUCUACUGUAUUUACUCCUUCAGUCUCUCAAUCUCAUUCUUCGAAUCCUUCAAAUUUUUGGGUCAUCUCCUCAUUUAAUACGCCAGUUAGAUUUGACAACCGUGAAUACUACUGGAAUGUUACACAAGCUAGAGAAAGUAUCACUUCGAAAGUUUUCUGUGAAUAUCAAAUUGGAGAAGACGAUGGGCAACUGCAAACUACAACCUUCCUAGACGGAACACUUGUUAAGUCUAUAUAUUUCGGAUGUGCUGGAACUGCAGUUGAUUGUUGUGGAAUGUAUUGCUGUCAUGUUUUCGAGGACUACGUGGAAUCUACUAUGAGACUGACAAUCGUCCUUUUGACUUUGCAAUGGUGUCCCCUUAUUUCCGGUGCUGCUUUUGUAUUUCAUGCUGGAAAUGCGGGAAGAUCUAUAGACUUGGAAAGAAUGAUAAAAUUACGCCAAGAACAGGAAGCACUCAGAAUGGCUAGAGCUGGAGGUGGACUGUUUGGAGGAGCUGCGGGAUACAGUACCAGAGGAAUCAGUACAUUUUAUUUUCGAAAUAAAUAUGGUGAACGUGGAACGAAAGCCGGGUCUUUUUCAUCAGUCAACUUUGGAACAAGAUCAUUCCGAGCAGUAGUAUUCAAUCAAUCUUCUUCUCAAUCCUAUUCCUUAAAAUAUAAAAAUUCGUGGGUUAUCCCAUCAUUCAACAGACCUGUUAGAUUCGACAACCGUGAAUACUUUUGGAAUCUCACACAAGCUAGAGAGAAUAUCACUUCGAAAGUGUUCUGUGAAUAUCAAAUUGGAGAAGACGACUGGCAACUGCAAAGUACAACCUUCUUAGACGGAGAACCUGUUGAGUCUAUAUAUUUCGGAUGUGCUGGAUCUUCAGUUGAUUGCUGUGGAAUGUAUUGCUGUUAUACUAUAGGCGACUACCUGGUGCUGUGA